This is a messenger RNA of Condylostylus longicornis, 7744 nucleotides long. RefSeq names its product zinc finger protein 608. The record is from RefSeq and is a predicted model, not a curated record. The transcript is spliced from 13 exons. The coding region runs from base 375 to 6899 and encodes 2174 amino acids. Gene Ontology annotation, cellular component: nucleus. Lineage: Eukaryota; Metazoa; Arthropoda; Insecta; Diptera; Dolichopodidae. Gene Ontology annotation, biological process: regulation of transcription by RNA polymerase II.
UAGACUUUGACAAAUUAACAUUAAAAUGAAUUCUAAAAGUUUCAAUUAUAAUUUUUAAUUGAAAAGUGAUUUGUGAUCGAACACGCUGAUACUAAUCUAAGAUUUACCAUGAACGGUUUGGCCCGAGGGCCGGGGCCCUGUGUCUCCCGCCGUGCAUUUCAAUUUAAUAAAGCACAAGUAUCAACAAAAUUAUAUAAACAAAAUACUAAAAAUCUUCCAGUUAAUAAUUUUUUUAAUCAAUUUUUUUCCUCAUCAUAUUCGCCAAUUGUUAAUUUUCUUCAAAGUGCUUCUGGAAUUUUAACAUUAACAAAAGGCGAAGACAAGCAGAGGUUUUUGGGCCCGCAAUUAGCGGUUGCCCUUAUUUUUUCGUCUGCAUGGAGUCAAUGAGACGUAGUGAGGCGGAUAAUAGCCACCACCCGAAUAAGGUGGCCGUUAACAGCGUAGUAACGGAAAGCAAUAAUAAAUCGAGUGGUAGUGGUUCAGUAAAUAACAAUACAAAAAUAAGUUAUAGUUUACAACAACAGCACGUUAAAGCACAAUUAGCAUCAACUAUUUUACAUAAACCAACACAUUUAACAACAAAAGACAUAAACACGAAAGUGAUUUCGACUUCCUCGUCUGGAUCGUCGACACCACAAUCGUCAACUUCGUCAAAUCAAAAUACUUCAAGUGCGACUGCAACUCCCUCUUCAACAUCGUCAACAUCCAGUGAAUCGAAAGACACAAACUUUGAAUACGACGAUAACGAGUGGGACGUAGGUGGUAUUGGCGAUCUUAUAAUUGAUUUGGAUGCUGAUAUUGAAAAAUCGGCAUCAACAACUGCAUCAGCUGCUCAACAACAAAGUUCCAAUUGUCCAACAACUGAUGUGAAUUCUCAAAAUAAGUCCCAAAAUAUAAAUAAAAGCUCGACUAUUACAAAUUCUGUAACCGAAAAUAUUAAUAAAUUAAGUGGUGGCAAUAUUAAUAGUGGUCCGCAAAUACAAACUGAUAGUAAUAUAAAUGCAAACGACCAAUCACAAUCUGGGCCAGCUUGUUCAUCAUUUUCUUCGUCGACCUCAUUGUCAUCGCGUAGUAACUCAUCGAAUUCUCUUUCAUCAUCUUCAUCAGCAACAUCAACAUCAGCAACCACAUCUCCCAUUAAACCAAAUCAAUCAUCAGUUAUCGGUUCUAAACCGAUUCCUCACUCAACAGCUCAGGGAAGUAUUUUACAAAAAUCCCUUCAAGCUCCAAAUAAUUCUGGAAAUAUUUCAAAUACCUCGUCAAUAUUGGCGCCAUCAAUAUUGGAAAAUUCUAAAAUUGAGAGUAACGAUACAGUGAAACGUUCUCAGCUUCCUCAAAUUGCAAAUUCUAAUUCCAUUCAGAAUUCGCAUCAAAAUUUAAAGCUGGAACAACCGUCUUUACUAGCUCAAUUAAACAAUAAAACUUCUCUUCCAAUUGAUAGUUCAAAUACAGGAAAUAUACAAGUAAACCCAUCUGGGCUAGAUACUACUUCAGCUGUACAAAAUUGUGCUGCAAAAAAGAAAAGCGUCUUAUUAGAGGAUAACAAAAAGUCUGUUUUUUUAACCAGUAAUUCUGAUAACUUGAAUCCAGUAUCUCCUGUAAAUUUGGGACACGUUAACACGCAAUUAGGAAUAAGUGUUGACUCAUCGAAUUGUAAUAAAUUAUAUCCGAUUGGGGUACAAUCUACUAGUACCAGUACCAGCAGUAGCAGCAUGUCAUCACAACCCAGUGGUGCACAAGGAGGGGCUGGUAAAUCAGCUACAAAAAUGUCAAUUGAUCACCAAGCGACAUUGGACAAAGGUCUCAAAAUGAAAAUCAAAAGAACCAAACCAGGUACUAAAACAUCUGAAGCAAAACAUGAAAUAGUUAAAGCGGAGCAAAAUGGUACAUCAACGGGUUUAGAUGGCGACAAUGCAACUUCUGGGCAACAAAAUUCUCUUUUACAAAAUAUAAAUUCAUCAGUUGGCGGUAAUUCUGGUUCCACUGCCAACAAUAAACCUAAACAUAAUAAUCAAAUAAAUCCAUCCGGUCCUGUUGUGUCAUCUCAACCGCCAUCGCAAUUAUCUUCUGUUCCGUCACCAAAUUCCGCAGCUAAUAAACGUGGUAAUAGUGGUCACAGACGGGAUAAAAUCCGCGAGAAACAACCACAUUCCAGAGAAAAAUCUGAGCAUAAUAGCAAUAAUAGUAACAAUAGCAAUAGCAAUAGCAGUAAUUCUUCAACUACUAGUAGCUUGUCUAAUAAUUCGUCAAAUAACGAUCGUCCCCCUCCGUCUACAGUUUCUGGAGCAGUGGGUUCAGCUAUUGCAUGUAGUUGUGCUAUUGAGAUUAACGGCGGCAGUGCUACAAGUAUACAAACAAAUUGUGGAAGUUCAAAUUGUAUACGCAAUCGAGCCAAUUCUAACAACAACAUAGAUCAAUCACUAUCGAACCGAUUGGCUGGACAAGUGCAGUCAAAUAAUUUGAACGCACAAAAUGUUAGUUCCACUGGACUAAGUAAUAACAAUAGCAGUAAUUCUUUAGGACCUUUUAAUACUUCAACCAGUUCCGGAGGUAACUCUAAUGUAAAUAACACUACAUCUGCUGCAAAUAGCACGCCAAAUGCACCGGGACCGCCAGUAAAAGAUAAUAAAUCAAAUAUUUCCAAUAACAAUGGAACAUUAUCACAGCAGUCGCAACCACUACAACAGUCGCAACAGUCGCAGCAACUGCAACAGCAACAAACUUCAAAUCAAAUGCAAAAUUUAAGCACAAAUAAUUCCCAACCGCUCUCGAAUAAUGCUAAUAAUAGUACCGUUAAUUCAAGUGGCGUUAAUGCUAGCGGUCAGCAACAAAAUUCCUUAAAUUUAAAAAAUAGUGGUAGCGGAAAUAUAUCAGCCACUGUACAUCAUACGAUAUCUGUUGCAUCAAACUCUCCAUUAGCAACUGGAGUAAAAAUUAAUUGUGAUGAUGGAACUCAAAGUCCUCCAACAAAACGUAUAAAAACUGAACCUAAAGAUAUGGUUGAUGUCUGUAUUGGAACGUCUGUUGGAACCAUCACUGAACCUGAUUGUUUAGGUCCGUGUGAACCAGGUACAUCGGUUACUUUAGAAGGUAUUGUUUGGCAUGAGACCGAAGGCGGAGUGCUUGUGGUAAAUGUAACGUGGCGAGGUAAAACUUAUGUUGGCACACUGCUAGAUUGCACAAGACAUGAUUGGGCACCGCCAAGGUUCUGUGAUUCUCCUACCGAAGAAUUAGAUUCUCGGACUCCCAAAGGACGCGCGAAACGUGGUCGCAGUGCCAAUUUAGCACCAGAUUUAAGUAAUUUUACGGAGACGCGAAGUUCGGUGCACUCAAAAUUACGGAAUGGUGGGACAAAAGGCCGCGGUAAUCGUACUACUGCAGCGGGAACAACAGCCAUAACAACAGCGACUUCUACUACUACAACGGCUGGUAGUAAUGGCAAUACAUUGUUAUCAACUACAACAGUUACAAAUGCUAGUGGCAUUCCAAUUAGUUCGACUACAUCUAACACAUGUAAUACACCGUCACAGUCUCCUACAGGAUUUUUGCCACCAAGAUCUGAAAAACGUAAAUCUAAAGAUGAAAGUCCUAGUCCAGUUAAUGGGGAAUCAGCUGCAUUAAACACUGAAACCUCCCAAAAUGGCGGUAGUAAUGGUCAAUCUACUCAAAUCAUAGUUAAUCCAAUAACUGGAUUAAAUGUUCAGAUAUCAAAUAAAAAGUGUAAGACUGCCUCGCCUUGUGCGAUUUCUCCUGUUCUUUUGGAAUGUCCAGAACAAGACUGCAAUAAAAAAUAUAAACAUGCAAAUGGUUUAAGAUAUCAUCAGAGUCACGCUCAUGGUUCUAGUAACUCAAUGGAUGAAGAUUCAUCAACACUUCCUGAAUCUCCAAUUCGUGCAGCGCCUCCAACCACUCCAUCACCAGCACCAUCUUGCACUCCCCCGGCGCAACAAAAUAACCCUUCAAAUACACAAAGCAAUGGAAUUGAAACGAAUGCACCGGUCCCAAUGACUACCGCUUCCAUUAGUGUUAAUCCGACAACAGCUACACUAACUCCCACCACCUCAGCUAUGGUGACAACAUCACAAUCUGCGACAUCCGCAGUAAUGACCACGGGUAGUGUUUCAAGUACUGCGUCCAUUAUGAGUACAACAAUUUCUGCAGGAUCAUCACCAAGCGCGCCUAAUUUACCGUCGCUUGGUACUGGUUCACACAUGACUCCAAUUUCAGCUACUCCAUUAAUACCCAGUAUACAGUCACAAAGUAUAACUCAGCAUACUGCGGCAGGUGGAAGCAUCACCGCUGGAGUUUCAAAUCAGGCUCUCUCUGCUCAACAACACCAGCAGCAUCUUCAGCAACAACAAUUACAACAACCAGCUCCCCAAGCACACAGUUUAUUAGUGGGAGUACAAAACCCUGUUUCAUCAGUGCCAAAUCAAAGUGGCUUAAUGACAAACAGUCAAAUUUUGACCGACCAACAAAUUACUGGGCAAGGUAAUACGCAGCUGCUACAGCAGCCACCACCAAAUCUGCAUAGCGGUCUAGUAACACCUACUCGGGGAGAGCCACCAAUUAAACCGGGCGUUCUUAGAUUUGUGCCUCCAACAGACGGAAGUAAUUCUACCAAUUUGUCAAAUCAGCAGAGUCCAAUGAGACCAACAAACAUGGGGUCAUUGAAUGCAAGUAGCGUCCAGGAAUCAAAUACAUAUAGCCAAACACAAAACCAGCAAGGUAUUUCGGUUAACAAAAGUCAGAACUUUAACAAACAAAAGAAAAAUCGCAAAUCUCCUGUACCAGGUGAAUUCGAUUCAAAUGCAUCAAGAGAUGACGCGCACAGUCCAGCAUACAGUGAUAUUUCUGAUGAUUCUCCUUCAGCUGAAAAUGAUUUAACAGUGGAAAAAUCGAAAACUUCGCAACUUUCAGAAAUUGGGAAAAAACCACAGGAAACCAGUGCUCCGCCUCAAAUUCCUGCUUUGGGCGGCUAUAGUAUGUACCAAUUCUACGCUCAGCAGCCGUAUAUGGUACCGCCACAGUCUGAUCAUUCAAAUGGACCCCCAGUUCCUUCAAAACUGCCCACAUCACAAGCUUCUGUGACGACAGCUCCAAGUAUUUCUACAGAAUUUAACAAAAAUAAGGAUCCGCCAUUGGAUUUAAUAUCGAAAUCAAUUAAUAAUAACGAUCCGCCACCUAAAGAAAUUUUGACUAGCAAUACACCAGGACAACCAAUUGGUAUUGGACCGGGACCCCCAGGAAAGCCGAUUCCACACUUCUAUCCAUUCAAUUACAUGCCACCUGGAUAUCCUUAUAACGUGGAUCCAAAUUAUGGUCCAGUACAAAUGGUUUCUGAUGAUAGUAAAAUUGGACCGGGUCCUCCAACACAACCUCCUCCUUUGAAAGACGAUCGUACUAAAGAAAGCCCAAGUCCUCAUGGUCUUCAUGAUGUUUCCAAAAUUUCUGGACAGCCGCCACAAAUGAUUCCGAACAAGAUUUUGAACCAACCUAAAGAACAACAAUUGAAGGACAUGAACAAAGAACAAAAUAACCAUGGAUUGCAUUCAAAAGAGCCACCAGUUCAAUCGUUAGGAGGAUAUCCUGGAAUAUACCAAAGGCAUCCUAGUUUGGGGAUUCCACAACAGUCAGUUCAACAAUCACACUUGUCAAGAGAUGAAGAUCUAAGAAGGUAUUAUAUAUAUCCUGAUCAACGGAGAUCAAACCCGCCACCACAAAAUCCAUCAAUUACAAAUAUUAAGGAAGAGCCUCCUUCCCCACAGCCUGGUCAAAAUAUGCAUCAUCCUUCACAACAAAGUCAACAGCAACAUCAGCAACAACAACAGCAGCAGCAACAACAACAGCAGCAACAAUCCCAACAAUUGUCGCAAUCACCUCAGCAAAUCCAACCACAAAACAGUGGGCCAACAAAGUCUACAAAGCCGACUCUGCAACAAUCUUCAAUGGCAAGUAAUAACCAAAAACCUACAAAUCUUAUAAAAGACAUUAAAGAAGAGAAAGACGUAAAAGUGAAACAAGAAGGUCAGAAGCCAACAAUGGAAACACAAGGUCCUCCGCCUCCUCCAACUUCACAAUAUUUUUUACAUUCCCCAUAUAUUGGUCCGGGACCUUUUGGUUUUGAUCCUAAUCAUCCAAUGUAUCGUAACGUCUUAAUGUCAACCACACCUUACAACGCUCCAUAUCAUUUACCAAUGGCAAGAUUUCAUGCAGCCGAAGAUUUAUCACGAAAUUCCAAUACCAAAGCCUUAGAUGCACUUCAUCAUGCUGCGAGUCAAUAUUACACUACACAUAAAAUUCAUGAGUUAAGUGAAAGAGCAAUAAAAAGUCCAACAAGCAAUAGUGGAAAUACUGGUAGUGUAGGUGCGAAUCCUAAAGUAAGUAAUGUUUCUAGUCCCAAUGUACCACAACCUGGAACGGGUACGAGUGGUAUAUCCGUUAGUGGCCCAAACAGCGUUAAUGUAGGGGGACCUAAUGGCCCAAAUGGACCUCAGUCCGGUCUUUUACCACCUUCUAACGUAGGUGGUGGUACUCCAAUUCAUUUACAAUCAUCAGGUGGUCCUGGAGGAUCAAUAAAUAAUUUAAGUGGUCCAGGCGUUCCACCACCAAUGAAUAAGGGUGAUACGGGAAAAUCAAAUGUAGAUCCAUCAGUUGGAAAGCAAAUGAGUGGCGGACCAUCUCCUGGUGGCAUGGGUGGACCUGGUAGUUUGGGAGGUCCAGGCGCACCUGAUAGUCGCAGCCCACCACCACAAAGACAUGUUCAUACGCAUCACCAUACCCACGUUGGAUUAGGAUACCCGAUGUACCCGGCGCCAUAUGGAGCUGCUGUUCUAGCUAGCCAACAGGCUGCCGCUGUAGCUGUGAUAAACCCAUUUCCUCCUGGCCCUGCUAAAUGAGAUCAGUUAAACGAUAAAAACCCAUAUAUGAAGUGACUAAAUUAAAAUAAAACAUAAAAUUUUUAUUUAAAUUCAAAGCAACUUUUAAAAGUGUAAAAUAAGAAAACGAACUUUCAAAGAAUGUGCUAAAUACAAAUGAUUUAUUAAUUGUGAACUAUUGAAAAUAUAAAACUUCAAUUUAGAAUAAAACGUAUAAAAUGUUGAACAAAAAAACAAUUUAAAAUGCAGAACAAAAUGAAAUUUAGUUUUUAAAGAAAUUUAUUCCUACUAAAAGUAUUAAAAAAAUAUUAAUCAAAAAAUUAAAAUAAAAAUGAGUUGAAUUAUAAUUUUUGAAAAUUUAAUAAACAAUACGUGCUAAAAUUUAAAAUAUGAAUUGGCAGUGUGAUGGUCAUUAUGAUAUGAUCAAAAGAACUUAAACAUAUUAAAAAAUUACGAAACACAAUAAUGAUUUCAUUAAAUCAUCUAAAAUUUAGAUUAAAUAAAAUGAUAAAUUUAAUAACUAUCAUUAAAAUUGAAAGACUUAUUCCGAAAUCUAUAGGAGUUUAAAAGAAUGCAUCGAUAAGCAUUGUUUGCUUCAGGGUUUUUAUUGUUUCAACCGAAAUUGAUUAAAAAAUAUUUAAAAUGCAAAAGUAAUAUAUAAAUUAUUUUUAAUAUUUUUAAUAGACAUUAUAAAGAUUGUAUUAAAUUUAGUGACUAAUUAAUUUAUUAAGAAAAAAAAAAUAAGGAAAUGAAAAUACUAUUAAUUACAAAAUAAAUUUUUUAUUCGAUAAUAUUAUAAAUAUUUAGACUAUUUUAGAAGAAUAUUUUUUAUUAUUAUAAAAAAAAAAAGAAAAAAAUAGAUAAUU